UCCGGGUCCCGGGGUCCGUUACUCCGUGCUAGUUGGGUUACAAGGCAACCGGCCCGUGACAUUUCCCGUCGUCGGUUUUCGUGGCUAUGUCGUCCCGGUGAUCGCCCAUCAUCAGCGUUUCAUAAACACAGCGAGCUGAUGGCCGUGUGUGGCACUGCGGAUGUCGGAUUCCGUGGCGCUGUCGAGGUUAGUCGUCGCAGGAGUCUGGCCAGGAGCAGUCUUCUGAGCAGAUGAUGGCACCCACGAAGAUGAAGCUUCGCAUGCGGAAGCGGGAGGGCGGGGCCAAGCUGUCGCAGCGUCUCGUGGCGGCCGAGGCGUCUCCGGACUCCAAGUGUCCGAUCUGCCUGGACCGCUUCAACAACGUGGCGUCGCUGGACCGUUGCCUGCACCGGUUCUGCUUCCGCUGCAUCCACGAGUGGUCCAAGAACAAGGCCGAGUGCCCACUGUGCAAGCAGCCCUUCUGCUCCAUCUUUCACUCCGUGCGCGCCGAGAACGACUUUAAGGAGUUCGUGCUGGCGCCUGUGGAGAACGGCCCGGCGGCCGUAGCGGGGCCCCCGGCUGGCCAGGCCGACGGCGGCGUCGGCGACCCUGCGGGACGGGCUCGCCGCUCAGUGAGGGUCAGGGAGAGGUGGAGCCGGAGGCGCUCAAACCCCGCCCCUUCUGCCAUGUCCUCUCCGGGGGUGCGGCUGGAGAGCGUGGCGGGGGUGGAGCAGGAGCGGGGCGUGCAACGCGUCAUGCUGCGCCUGACGGAGCGAAGGCACUCGCGCGCGGCCGAACAAAGCCUGCGGCGGCUGCGGGACCAAGAUGUGGUGGGGUUCCGGCGGGCACUGUACCGCACCGGUGUGCGGGUGCGGGCGCGUAGCGCGUGGGACGGCGGCCGCCCGCAGGACAUCUCUGCGGCUUACCUGCGCCGGAAUCCGGCCUGCCUGCGGCGGCUGUUGCCUUGGUUACAGCGGGAACUGACGGUUCUGUAUGGCUCGCACGGUUCUCUCGUCAGUGUCGUGCAGCACGUCAUCAUGACGCGCAUCGCGCAUCACGACAUGGACGGCGUCGCCAUCCGGGAUGAGCUCCGCCCCUUCCUGCUGGCACGCACUGACCACUUCUUGCACGAGCUGGUGAACUUUGCACGCUCGACACUCUCCAUCGAGGCCUAUGACCAGCAGGCUGUGUACGAGUGCACUGCCCCUAGUUAUGAGGAGGACAGCACCUCUGACUCCUCCAUCAUCGCCAUCUCAGAGGGUGAUGGUGACAAUGACAGCGAGGGCGCAGACCUUGUACCACCUGUUCCCAUGGCAACGGGUGGCGAGAGUUCACUCAGUCAGUCUGCUUGGGAUGAUGAGACUCCUGGUCCCUCCUACUCCACCCUCUUUCCUUCUCCCAGCCAAUCGCAGGCAGAGGGGGCGGUGCCUGCUGCAGCCUCGGUUCAGCCGGACAAGGCGGGAAGUGCCUGUGGAGGGCCCUGCGAGGAAGAGGAAGAGUGUAUGAUUGUAGGUUACGUGAAGCCAAUGGCUGAGCGGACUCCGGAGCUCGUACAGCUCUCCUCCAACUCCGAGGAGGAGGAGGAGAAAGAGAAAGAAGGGGUUGCCCCGGAAACUCCGGCAGCCACGGUAACCAAGACUGAGUCCUCGCUGUCGCAGGCACAGGCUCUGCCCUCCUCGCAGUCGUACAUGAGUCCCCUGAGCCCCCCCUCCUGCCGGUACCCCUCCCCCUCGCACAGUCCGCAGCACAUGCCUGUGCGUGGCUCCAACAGCGAGGAGAGGGAUGCAGCGAGACCCGCGGAUCGCAGAGAGCAUGCCCCACGCCGCGGCUGCCGGUCCAGCAGCGCGAGUUCAGGGCUGAGCGAGUGCACCAGAACCAGCAGUAGAUCCCACAAACGGCCUGCUUCCGUCUCCAGGCACGGAGAGCCAUCUAGGCAGGAAGAGACCAGUGGGCAGAGCCACCAGUCAGCAGGGAGGAGCCCCACGGUUUCAGUUCUGAGUGACGUCUCCAGUGCUAGCUGGGAACCUCCACGUUCAAAGAAGGCGCGUUCCGUCUCUGCGCGAGAACGCUCCUCCCAGUCUUCGGUCUGCUGGGAUUCUCCGGCCCGUGACGGUGAACGUCGGAGGGCCAGGGAGAGACGGCCGCGACGGCGGAGAGACGGGGGGGCGCAGCGGGACAGGAGCCCAUCACCUCCCCACUCCUACUCCAUCCACAGCGGUCGCCGCCGGGACUCGCGCCGUCGCCAUGGUCACCGCGAGCGCUGUCCGCGCUCCAGCAGUCCCUCCAGCAGCAGCGACAGCAGCGGCAGCUCAGACUCGCCCCGCCCCGAGAAACCUGCAGGUAAGCGCAAGUACAAAACCCGCCACCUGGAGGAAGCCGCGCAGCGACAGGGCCGCAGGAAAGGCAGGGGGCGAGAGCGCCGCACCGCUAGCCGGAGCCCCAGCGUGGAGAUCGUCUUUGAGCGGCUGCCUGCCGACACGCGCUCGCACGCAGACCCGUGGAGGAGGAAGAGGAAGAGGAGACGAAAUCGCCGGGACGCCAGGGAGCAGAGCUCGCCCGCCGUGAUCACCAUCGACAGCGACAGCGAGCGCGACCACGUCACGGCCCGCCCCGGCCCCGUGGACGACGCCCCUGCCUGCGUCAUGGACUCCCAGAUCUGUGUACCAGAAUUCCUGGCGUGCUGCGUCAAAGACUGUCCCACCCCCCCACUCGCUGUCCCAUCGCUGGACAGCCUGCUGGGCUCGUACGGUCCCGCAACACCCUGCCAGCUUCCCACGGGCUCACCCGAGUGCACGCUCAACCUGGAGUUCUGCGCCGUGGACGUGGUGGACCGUGACCCGGUAGAUAGUUCCCCACCAGGGACUGCCAGUAACCUCCACGAGGAUGUUACCGUGGCGACAGAAACCCUGCCCUCAGACACUAGGCUGCUGGAGUCGAUCCUUCAGGAGCUGGAGGACAUUCUCCCAGAAACUAGACCAGCCUUAGAUGGUGGGGACGACCAACAGAUGAGGGACACUGUAACUCACAGGGACCAACCAGAGGCAAUGACACAGGCUGUCCAUACACACCAUAAUGAGGCAGUGUGUGAGUCAGAGAGAGGUGCCAGGACCAGCCCUGCUGUCUGACACCCACACACACCCACACCCACACACACACACACACAGGACUCUACACAAACUGUUUGUCUCCUCUUUCAGUUUUCUCAUGUAAGGUCUUUUAUAUGAAUCUUCCCAUUUGUCUACAGCGUGAGGAAGAACUUUAUCAUUGUUAUUACUUUGGUAUUUAUAGUUAUGAUGCAUAGGAGACAACAUCUGCCUCACAACUGGUGCUGCCCUGCUGUGCCACUAAACACGUACCCGCUACACCACUCACACUGCUCUCAUUCAAACAGUCCUGCCUUCCUUUCUCACAGCCUGAAUCUCAGGGAACGUGUCAUGUAUUGAACUCCUUAAUAACCACAAUGCCUCCAGCACUGUGUGUGUGUGUGAGUGUGUGUGUGUGUGUGAGAGAGAGAGAGAGAUAUCACACACUGUCUUCGCCUGGCUCUGCUUAAGGGGAACAGACAAAGCUGUUAUCACUGUGUAUAUUAGUCAAUGAAACCAGACAGAACCAAUAAAAUAAAUGUUACAUAUGCA
Molecule: messenger RNA, 3614 nt
Organism: Electrophorus electricus (electric eel)
Lineage: Eukaryota; Metazoa; Chordata; Actinopteri; Gymnotiformes; Gymnotidae
Gene: toporsb
Product: topoisomerase I binding, arginine/serine-rich b
Biological process (GO): protein polyubiquitination; protein monoubiquitination
Molecular function (GO): ubiquitin protein ligase activity; metal ion binding
Source: RefSeq, a predicted model, not a curated record